UCCUAUCAGCCUAUUGAGACGACAUCACCAGCAGCUUGCUCUGUGCGUGUGUGCAUGGAGGCAAAGCAGAGGGCGAGACAUAGGCAGACGCACCAGAGAGAGAGAGAGAGAGAGAGAGAGAGAGAGAGAGAGAGAGAGAGAGAGAGAGAGAGAGAGAGAGGAGGGGAAGGGGGAGGCUCCAUCUUCUUUCACCUUCCUCCCCCAAGCCACGGAAAGGAGGGGCCAGUGCCGAAGCUGCCAAUCAAAUCUGCUUGUGGCAGCCGGCAUGAUCGCAGCAACAAACUAUUGACAGAUUACAUGUCAAGGAGUUUAGCGCAUGAUUGAAGGAAGCCCCCUUUUUUUUUGUUGUUGUUGUUGUAGUCACUUUUCUGCUUCAUCCGGCCCUCCAGCGAGCAACAUUUGAAUGACUUUCCACCAGAGUUCAGUAGUAUUAUGAAAGUUACAUGUCUGAGAGGAUUUAACUUCGACUUCCCUGAAUAUGCUGAAAGGAGUUUAUGCACUGAAACGACCUCAGGAAAACCCAAGAUGGCCGCCAAAAGGAAAGGUGGCCUAAAACUCAACGCUAUCUGUGCCAAGCUGAGCCGGCAGGUGGUGUUUGACAGUAGCUCGCAAAAUGCAGAGGGCGAGCAGAGCGUAGCUGAAAACAGCGAGCGCGGCAGUUCCCACUACGAUGAUAGCGAGACCAACUUCCGCGAGAGCCUGAGCUUGAGUCAGAGCCUGGAGGAGGACCAGAAGAGACGCGAGGCUAUCGAAAAGUGGGUGAAUGGCGAGUACGGCGACGAGCCGCCGGCGCACGAGGGCGGUGACGAGCAGGAGCACGAGCUCCAAGACGCCGACGAUGAAGACGCCCCUCCCGAAGGUGUCUACAUGGUCCAGCCCAAAGGCUGCAGCGACGAGGAGGACAACAACGGCGAGGAGGCGGAGCCCUUGCUGGGCUCUCAGGAUGGCAGUUACCACGACGACAAAGAUGCUGAAGACGGGCUUUCCAAGCCCGACGCCUACAUGCCGCCGAGCGAGGCCCCCAGCCGCCAAGCACCUUUCUCCUCUCCAGGAGAAGCGUCUGCCCUCCGAGACUAUGCAGCCAACACCAUGAAUGAGUUUUUGGGAAUGUUUGGCUAUGACGACCAUCAUAUGCGGGAUGAGCUGAACAAGAAGCUCAGCUUUGAGAAGCUCAAAGCCGCUACCUCAGACCCCUCGUCCCUCAGUAGCGAAGAGGCCUCUCGCCGAGCCCGCUUCUCCAAGUAUGAAGAGUACAUCCGAAAGUUAAAAGCUGGUGAGACCCUCCCUUGGCCCAUGCAUGCUUCCCCACCCAAACCAGAUGACCUCAAUUCAAAAGUCUCCCAAGACAAAAGUCCAACCAUGCUCCAGACCUCUGGCGGCCUCCCGACGGCCGAACCUCAGAUCUACCCCACCGGCUUGGAUCACAAGCAGCAAGGAGGAGCUCCACUGGCUUCCGCACAGCCAUCGAAUUCCUCUCACUUGCAGAGCAUGGCCACCCGGGCCUCCAAAUAUGACUUCUUCAUUCAGAAACUAAAAAUGGGCGAGAGUAUACAGCCCAAUGGUAAUGCUUUUAAACGACCCUCCAAAUAUGACCUGGAGAACGUGAAGUUCCUGAACCUUUUUAAACCGGGUGACGGCAGCCCUGACAUGGGCGGGGCCAUCGCCUUUAAGACUGGUAAAGGUGGGCGCCCUUCCAAGUAUGACAUCAGAACAAUGCAAAAGCUGAUGCCAGGAAAUCCCGAAGGCUCGCUGAUGCCCAACAUUCUUGCAACUGCACCGGGGAACCCGGGAGCUCCCGGUGUACCCGCCAUGGGCGCGGCUGGGGCCAGCAUUGCACCGGGACUCGCCGUGGACCAGACGGGCCAUAUAAGCUUCACCACAUCUGACUACCUGAAGUCCAGCUUUUCCAAAACUGACUCCAUCACCACUGGCACUGUGUCCUCCAUUAAGAAUGGCCUGCCACCAGAUAAACCUGCCAGCGACGACGUCAACCUCUACCAGAAAUACAUCGCCAGGUUUUCUGGAAGUCAACAUUGUGGCCAUGUGCACUGUGCCUACCAGUACAGGGAGCACUACCACUGCAUGGACCCUGAGUGUAACUACCAGGUGAGCAGGUUUACCAGUAAGCAGGAUGUGAUCAGGCACUACAACAUGCACAAGAAGAGGGAUAAUUCCCUGCAGCACGGUUUCAUGCGUUUCAGCCCCCUGGAUGACUGCAGCGUCUACUACCACGGCUGCCACCUCAAUGGCAAAAGUACUCAUUACCACUGCAUGCAGGUGGGCUGUAGCAAGGUGUACACCAGCACCUCGGAUGUCAUGACGCACGAAAAUUUCCACAAAAAGAACGCCCAGCUGAUCAAUGAUGGCUUCCAGAGGUUCCGUGCCACUGAGGACUGCGGCACGGUCGGGUGCCAGUUUUAUGGCCAGAAGACGACGCACUUCCAUUGCAGGCGCCCCGGCUGCACGUUCACCUUCAAGAACAAGUGUGAUAUCGAGAAGCACAAGAGCUACCACAUCAAGGAUGACGCCUAUGCCAAAGAUGGCUUCAAGAAGUACUACAAGUACGAGGAGUGCAAGUACGAGGGCUGCGUGUACAGCAAAGCGACCAACCACUUCCACUGCAUCCGCUCGGGCUGCGGGUUCACCUUCACCUCCACCAGCCAGAUGACCUCCCACAAGCGCAAACACGAGCGCCGGCACAUCCGCUCCUCCGGCGUCAUGGGCCUCUCUUCCACCUUCCUGGCCCCAAAAGACGAGCCGGAGGAAUCGAGCAACGACGACCUGAUGGACUUCUCGGCCAUCAGCAGCAAGAACUCAAGUCUGAGUGCCUCGCCCACCACCCAGCAGUCCACCACUGUAUCCCACCUCAUGGCCACACCCACUACUGUUGUCUCCUCCUCCUCGGUGGGCCUCACCCUCAAGCCGACGCCCGCGCUGCCCAGUGUGGGCCAGCGUAUGUCCAGCCUGCUGUCCCAGGCCUUGCCCAGCAACAUGCCGGUGGCCCUCUCUCUGUCCAACAGCAACAUGGCUGCUUCCAGCCCCUUCUACCCACUCAUACCCAGGUUGCCUGUCCAGCCUCCUCCGCAUGCUGCCGGCCUGUUAUCAGCCGUCUCAUCCGGUGGCCAUUCCAUGGCCACCGACUCGCUGACCCAAGGCUGCUCUACGGCGGGGGCGGACGGAGCCAUGGCGUCCACCCCGACCUCCUUCUCCACCUCCUCCAUCAUGGAGAAGAUCUCAGCCAGCAAAGGUCUGAUAUCGCCCAUGAUGGCCAGGCUGGCUGCUGCUGCUCUGAAGCCUUCCAAUGGACCAGAUGCAGGGAGCGGGCAGCCGGUGCCAGUCAGCCAGUUUCAUCUGGCUCAAGUCAAACAGGAACCAGCGGAAGCCAACUCGGGGGCCUCGCAAGACUCCACACAAGAACACAGUUUGGACCUGAGCAAGAAAGACACCAGUAGUAAUGAAUCAAAUGGACAUGCUGUACCGGGGAAUGCAUCUCUUUUAUCCUCACUUAUGAAUAAGAUGGCACAGGUGAACCCUGCACUCUUCAACGCCAUGCACCUGAAGACGGAGCUGGAGGGCGGCCAGGCCGGCGAAAACCCGGAGGUGGCCCAGUACCUGAGCCAAGUUCUGAAAAGGCCCCAGUUAGACAAGCCCAGCGAAAUCUGGAGGACUUACCUCCGCAGGUUUGACACAGAUGACUUCUGCGAGGCUCAGUGUGACUUCCUCCAGAAAGUGCACUUUCACUGUCUAGUCGAGGACUGCGGCGCUCUCUUCAGCACUGUGGACGGAGCCAUAAAACACGCAAACUUCCACCUCCGAGCCACUCUGAAAGUGAAGUCGGAGCCUCCGUUUAGCGAGGGGAAAGUGUCCGGCGAGGGCGGUCCUCUGCGGCCCGCUGCCCCCGUCUCCAUGGCCAACAACCCCUCAGUGGAUGUGACGCAUAUCCCCUCGUCCGGUGGCUACAGCUCCCCCCCUCCCUCCCUGUUGGCCUGGAAGCAGCUGACCGGCAGCAUCCCCCAGAUGCCGGCCUCCAUGCCCAACCUGCCGGCCAACUCCCCUCUGGCCACCACCUCGUUGGAGAAUGCAAAGCCGCAAGUCAAACCUGGUUUUCUGCAGUUCCAGGAAAAUGAUCCCUGUUUGGCAACGGACUGCAAGUACUCCAACAAGUUCCACUUCCACUGCUUAUUCGGGAAUUGCAAGUACGUGUGCAAGACGUCCGGCAAGGCCGAGUCCCACUGUUUGGACCACAUUAACCCCAACAACAACCUGGUCAACGUCCGUGACCAGUUCUCCUACUACUCCCUUCAGUGUCUGUGUCCCAACCAGCACUGUGAGUUCCGAAUGAGGGGCCACUAUCACUGUCUGCGGCCCGGAUGCUACUUCGUCACCAACAUCACCACCAAGCUGCCAUGGCACAUCAAGAAGCACGAGAAGGCUGAGCGCCGCGCCGCCAAUGGCUUCAAAUAUUUCACCAAGAGGGAGGAGUGCGGGCGACUGGGUUGCAAAUACAACCAAGUCAACAGCCACUUUCACUGCAUCCGCGAGGGCUGCCAAUUCUCCUUCCUACUCAAGCACCAGAUGACUUCACACGCACGCAAACACAUGAGACGGAUGCUGGGGAAGAACUUUGAUCGCGUCCCAUCCCAGGUGAUGCCACUGAGCCAGAGACCCGAUGACCUGCAUCAUGGCACCGGCAUGGUGUCGGGAGCCAUGGCGGCCCACUCCGAUAUCACUUCCAGUUACUCCUCCGCCACCGUCGAGGAGGCUGACGAUUACGUCGACUACAUGGGAGGCGGAGGCAGCCCCUUGGGUAUCUCCUCCGAGUCAUCCAAUCAAGACCGCAGCUGCACCAGCACCCCAGUGGGCCACGACGGCUCCCCAGCAGGACUAGGCUGCCCCACCACCACCACCACCACCACCACCCCUGCUGACACUAGCCAAAACGCUCCUCCUUCCUCACCUCCUCCUGCUCCUCUUCCACCACCGCCACUUCCACCUCCUCCUUCCGUACCGCAAGCCGGCCUGCCGGCCCAGGCUCAGGCUACAUCACUGUCUCCCGCUCUGCUCCGACCACCCUUGCCCUCGCUCCCAUACCUUCUCUCUCCAUCCUGUCUGUCAUACUCUCUGCUCAGCGCCUCUCUGGGAGCCACUCUGAGUGUUGUCAUGCCAACCAACACACCAGCUUACAGCCCCAUCAUUGCCACUCCGUCGCCGGUUAAAAAUGACGUCCCUAUAGUGCAGGACGCCGCAGGAAAUACCAUCUCCAUCCCCACCGCCGCCGGAGCCAAGAAGCGCUUCUGGAUCAUCGAGGACAUGUCCCCGUUCGGCAAGCGCCGCAAGACGGCGUCCUCGCGCAAGAUGCUGGAUGAAGGGAUGAUGCUGGAGGGCUUCCGGCGCUACGACCUGUACGAGAACUGCAAGGACUCGGGCUGCCAGUUCUCCCUGAAGGUGACCCACUACCACUGCACCCGCGAGAACUGCGGCUACAAGUUCUGCGGCCGUACCCACAUGUACAAGCACGCCCAGCACCACGACCGCGUGGACAACCUGGUCCUGGACGACUUCAAGAGAUUCAAGUCCACGCUGAGCUGCAACUUCCUGGAUUGCCAGUUUUCGGGCAACAGCACCCACUUCCACUGCCUGCGCUGCGGCUUCCGCUGCACCGACAGCACCAAGGUGACGGCCCACCGCAAGCACCACGGCAAGCAGGACGUGAUCAGCGCCGCCGGCUUCUGCCAGUUCAGCUCCAGCGUGGACUGCGAGGUUCCCGACUGCAAGUACAAGCUCAAGUGCUCCCACUUCCACUGCACCUUCCCUGAAUGUAAGCACACGGUGGUGGGGAUGUCCCAGAUGGACUCCCACAAGCGCAAACACGAGAAGCAGGAGCGCGGCGAGCUGCCGUCCGUGUCGCCCAAACCGGAAGCCGCGCACCACCUGGCCUCCUCGGCCGGCCCUCAAGCCUCCCUGGCUUUGAAUGCGUCCCGUGGACUCACCCACCCCGUCAGCAACAGCAGCACCCACUGCAUGCUCUACUCGAGCGGCGGGCCAGAGUACGGCCACCCGUACCCGCCGUCAUCCAUCAGCCUGGACGGCUCCCUCAACCUGGGCACAGACACCGGCAGCUCCCUCUUCUUCCUCAAGAACGCCAGCGGUCUGGGUCUCAAUGACUCGCUGGACCUGAGCAAGAAGAUCCACCAGGAGGCGGCGCGACGCACGCCGGGCCACAGCGCGCCCCUGGGCAUGCUGGCGGCUCAGGACGACACCACCGGAACAUCCGGGGAGGCCGAGGACGAUCUGUCGCCCGAGGAGGAGGCGCGGGCUGAGGACGAAGAGGACGAAGAAGAGGAGGAGGACGACGACGAUGCGGAGCUCAACACUGACUCAAACGACGAUUCGGCGGCAGAGCCCGAAGAGGAGAAGGACGACGGGGAGAGUUUCGAUGCUUCCGUUAACCACACUGACACUUCCCAACUGGCCAAACAAGAUGGCGACCCCUGAAGAAAAAAAAAAACAAAUAACAAAACCUCGGCGAAAAGCAACCCGAUGAAUGCUUAAACAAACAAGAAUGAAAGAGGCCUCAUUCAUCAUGUUUCGAGACUUCACAUGACAACAAGGAACAACUGCAGCGAGGACAAUGGAAGGAAAAAGAAGACGACGGCCCAAUUGUGAUUGAUGAUGAUGUUUACAAGAUGACCAACAUGAUUCAUUCAAUAAUGCAUUAAAAAA
Hippocampus comes (tiger tail seahorse) is the source of this 6723-nucleotide messenger RNA. It is a transcript of the gene casz1, whose product is annotated as castor zinc finger 1. Gene Ontology annotation, molecular function: RNA polymerase II transcription regulatory region sequence-specific DNA binding; DNA-binding transcription factor activity, RNA polymerase II-specific. Bases 433 to 6495 code for a protein of 2020 amino acids. The transcript is spliced from 19 exons. Gene Ontology annotation, biological process: positive regulation of transcription by RNA polymerase II; regulation of neuron differentiation. Lineage: Eukaryota; Metazoa; Chordata; Actinopteri; Syngnathiformes; Syngnathidae. Gene Ontology annotation, cellular component: nucleus. The record is from RefSeq and is a predicted model, not a curated record.